Messenger RNA from Sinocyclocheilus grahami, 2467 nucleotides. RefSeq names its product transmembrane protein 178A-like. Lineage: Eukaryota; Metazoa; Chordata; Actinopteri; Cypriniformes; Cyprinidae. Gene Ontology annotation, biological process: regulation of cytosolic calcium ion concentration; negative regulation of osteoclast differentiation. Gene Ontology annotation, cellular component: endoplasmic reticulum membrane. The coding region runs from base 493 to 1398 and encodes 301 amino acids. The record is from RefSeq and is a predicted model, not a curated record. The transcript is spliced from 4 exons.
UUGCAUAAUAUUCUGCUGCUGCAUUGAUGUUUGGCUGGUCAAACUGUAGUCAUCAUCAUCAUCACCAUCAUAACAGUUCAGUCGCGCACUCGCAGGAAACCGCCUCGCCUGUCUCCUUGACACACCCUUAGCUAUUGUUGGCACAGUAUGCGCGCGACAACCUUGACAUUCCCACACGCGCGUUCAGUUGCACGGUGAAAUCUUGUUCUACGUGGAUGCACAAUCCUUCUCAGGAAAAAACGAAAGAAGGACAAGGGGCUAAUGCGGAUAAAGGAAGAUGCACAAACGCCGAGAAGAGUGCAGGUAAAACACACACGCACGGCCAUCGCGCAUCCCCGAUAGAUGCCCACACUACCGCACGCGCAGACCCACUCCGCUCAUCCACCUGUAAUGACAGAUCGCUGCUCAAAGCCGUGCAUUGUCCCUGGAAACGGCGAAGAAAGUACGCUUCAUGUGAGAGAUGACUGAGUGAGUUGCGCGGAUGUUGGAGACAUGGAGAAACGGGCUCUUGUAACGGCGAUCAGCUUGUCCAUGAGCCUGCUCGCGCUCACGCUGCUGGCCACGGCGAUCUUUACCGACCACUGGUACGAAACCGACACCAGGAGACACAAGGAGAACUGCGACCAAUACGGGUCGGAGUCCAACGACCAGAAGAACAGGGAGAUGCCCAUCUAUCACCUGCCUUUGGUGGACAGUGGGAAUGCGAAGCGCAACCUGGCUCUCAUGAAGCCCAUCCAUGUAGGGAGUCGAGAGGAGGAACUGUUGGAAAACUGGAGAGCGAUUUUGGGCAUGGGCAUUUUGGAGACGGAGUGCGGGCGCCCGCUUUUCUCCACCUACUCUGGACUUUGGAGGAAAUGCUACUUCCAGGGAAUGGACAGUGAUAUUGACAAACUCAUUUCGAAGGGUAUUGCAGACCGAUGCACAUCUGUCAAGUACCAUUUCUCCCAACCCAUUAGACUCAGGAACAUCCCUCUCAACCUGACAAGGACCAUACAGCAGGACGAGUGGCACCUCUUACAUCUGAGGCGCAUUACAGCGGGGUUCUUGGGCAUGGCUGCUGCCGUGAUGCUGUGUGGAAGCAUUGUGGCCGCUGUGGGAUUUUUCUGGGAGGAGAGCCUCACCCAGCAUGUGUCUGGACUCCUGUUCCUUAUGGCAGGAAUCUUUUGCACAAUCUCACUGUGCACCUACGCAGCCAGUGUCUCAUAUGACCUAUCCAGGAACCCUCCCUUCAUCUACGGUCUGCCCGGUGACGUAGACCAUGGGUACGGGUGGUCCAUCUUCUGUGCAUGGGUCAGCCUGGGCCUAACAGUGGCGUCAGGUUGCAUCUGCACAACUUAUCCCUUCCUGAGCCGCUCAAAGGCUCUUCGCUCCAAAACGGCAAGGGAGUCGUCUGUAUGAGCGCGGCCUGGAGGACUCAGCAAAACAUUAAUCAGCACUUGGCGCUUUAGUAAAACGGAUUCAAGUGGGACUUCAUGCUGUACGGAGCCGUUUUGAAUGUCUUGUAGAUUUCUGAUACCUUUGUUGGGCUCAUGAGAUGUAUUGGUGUUAUACAGAACGAAGGACAAGACUGUUGCAGUUUCUGUGUGUCUUCUACACACAUUUGCUUACAAAUCACACACACACAUAAAAAAAGAAAAGAAAAUACACACAAAUAUACAGUAUGUGUGAAUAUAAUUAACAAAACCUUUGAUUUGAAAUGGGUAUGUGUGUGUUUGUGGGUCGUUGUGACGCAAUCAUUCUCUGGAUCAGGUGAAUAUUCUACACACUAAGGAUCUGAGCCACAAUUUUUUAUGCAAACCAUCUGAAAUUCAAAUUAUUGCUCUGAUCACAGUCAGUGUUAUUUUUUUAUUAUGUGAUUAAAGCAUACUGGUUUCCCUACCACUUGCAAAUGGAUACAAGUCGACUAACCAUUGGCUCAUUUCAAAUGAAAAUAUCACAGCUAAAGAAUUCAAUCAGGGAUGAACAGGACACUUCAUGCCACCGAAGUCACCACAUCAGACUAAUGUAUAAAGGCAUGAUUGCAUAUAUAUCACCUUUGGGUAACAGCUGGUGGCUGAUAGUCAAAAAGAUUGAAAAAUCAAAGAGACACGAGAAGUUACGAGAUCUAAGACGUGGAUAUGCAAAUUUGUGAUUGGAUGAAAUGUCUCUGAAGAUCCAGGACUUGAAUGUAGCUGUCACUAGCAGUGCAGUCGUAAUAUGGCAGCAUGUUUAAAGUGGAUGCUCUCGAAUCUACCAGCCUCUCUCAUGAAAGGCUUCUCAUGAUGUCACGUCAUUGUUGAAAAUACAAGUCCUUCCGUUCCACAUGAAGUGGCACUAAUAUAAAGCCACCAGGAUUAUAUUAACUGCUGGAUAUUGUUUUCCAAACUGAGCCAAAACUGUAACAUUUCCCUGAAACUGUACUGUUUGCCUCAAAACUUCCAUUGUGUUCCUGAAAGUGUAUCGUAAAUAAAAUAUUACCAUGAUAAAA